GCAGCGGGACAGACGCCAGGUGUCUCCUCGCUCUCCGCUGAAGUAUCUGAAAGCAGUUUUGUGAAGAGGACGAGAUGUAAAGUUUUAAACCCUGACUGAUAGGAAAGAAAAGAAACUCUCGACAGACAUCAUUUGUUUUCAUUGUUAUGUGCUGUCUCGCCGUUGCACUGACAAGAUGAGCGGCGGUAUGAGGCGGACUGAGAGAAAUGGAGAACAGGACAACAAAGCUAACGUCCAAUGCAGGCGGCUUAGACUCACUUUACAAGAUCAGGAUCAGUCAGGCUUCAUCUCGGAGCGGCACAGCAACAAGGAAAGCAGCAUUGCAGUAGUGCUGCCACAGAAACCAGAGGAGCAGGAAGAAACGCUUAUCACUCCCACAGAAGAACAAGUUGAAGUCAUUAAGGUUUAUCUCGAAUCCCGUCGAGGGGCAACUGAGAGUGUCAAAAUGCUGACGGACGAGGUGUCGCAGAUUCAGGAGGUGAGGUACUGUCUGAAGACUCUGAGAGAGCAGAUGGCAGCCAGGCAGAACACAAACAACAACAAGUUUCCAGCCAAUGGCUUCACAGUCCACAUGCCCAGCAGCCAACCAGCUGUCACCAACGGCAACGCUAUUCUCCCUGACUCAGACUCUCAGGUCGGGGAUAAUCAGGAGGAGAGUGUGAGGCUCAGGGAGGCGACCAAGCGUCUGUACGCGCAGCUGAAGGAGAUGGAGAAGAGGCAUCAGGAGGAGAGGGAGAGACUGCAGGCCGAGUCACACGAGAACGGUGUUCGUCUGGCCAAGCAGUCGGAGCAGCUGCAGGAGGAGGAGAAGCGGUCCGAGGAGAGGGGUCAGCAGGUGGAGGAGCUGCAGAGGCUGCUGGGAAGCAUGGCAAUCGAGAGCCGCAACCUCAAAGACAAGAUGGCGGCAGGGGAGGCAGAGCUGCUGCAGCUCAAAGCAGGCGAGGAGGAGGGGGAGGAGAGUGAGCAGAGGUGUGAGGAGCUGGAGAAGGAGGUGGCCAUACUGAAGGAAAAGAUUCAUCACCUUGACGACAUGUUAAAGAGUCAGCAGAGGAAAGUCCGCCACAUGAUCGAACAGCUGCAGAACUCCCGGACGCUCAUCCAAGAGAGAGAUCGAUUCAUCAGGGAUCUGGAGGAGAAAGUGGCUUUCCUGGAGGCUGAGAACAGAGAAAUGCAUGACCAUUUGGACUACUUCCUGGCAGGUCAGGGGCCUCCGCCCAUGACUUCCACUAAUAAGAAGCCAGAGGUUGUUUACAGUAAAACACUCACACCGACGACACAGACCAACAAGGCCCUCCCGUUCAUCAAAGUCAUUGAGAUCAAGUCGUGAGCAGAGUGUCAGCCAAAGAAAUGACCAGAUGGAAAAUACAGUGUAAAUGUAUAUAUUUAACCACCCAGCAGUCCGUCAAACGUAGAUCUGCAGUGAUUUAAAAAGCUGGCUUAACAGACCUCAUGGUGACAAAGCACAUUAGUACCUCCAUAGUUACUCUUGAGGCUGUUCUGCAUACAUUUAAUGCAUCCCUCCGUGUCAAACAGAAUCUAAAAAAGGAGAGAGAAAUUCAAACUAGGAUCAAAAAGGAAGGGGCUCUGCAAUGCAAAUAGUUUUUCUGAACAUCUUACAUAGUAUACAAAGAGACAAAUCUGUGCAGCAUACGCGUACUUUGUCAGCAAUCCGUAACGAUGCAGUAGCACUAGCAAGAGUUCAGUAACGUUCUCUGUUUAUUUGUAUCCUCCUCCACUUCUUUCCCAUGCAGAAAUAAGAUGUUUGAAUAGGUCAAUGAAAAAGGUGGGUCUAGAUUAAAAACGACUCUGUUAUUAUUUUUAAAUGUCCUUGUUACAAGAACAUUUUGUCAAAUGUACAAAUAUUCCAGUGUGUUGAGUGUUUUCAGCACUUCUUCAUCCUACAGCCUAUUGACCUCAGACUGAAGCAGCAGCAGCGGGGUUCAGGGUCAGAUUUCUCAGUGCUUUGCACCACAUUGCCAAUGGCAGGCAUGCAGUUGGCAUCGUAGAAAUAUGAGUUAUGUUAAACUUAAGUAUAUUUCUCUGACAUAAGAGUGAGUUAAAUAUAAAUAGACGCUAUUUUUAUGUAUUAGAAUUUAGACCUUUUUUUUUAGCUAUGCUGGUAAAUACUUAUUCGAGGCUAUUUGUAGAGAUAGAGGCUAGCUGAUCUUUAGCAAAUAUAUUUAUUUACAUUUAUGCUGCCAAGUUCUGCCUCAACACCUUUAUUACAUAUCCUGUUUUGUGCUUAAAUGUUGCAUAUUUAAUAACAACGCCAAUUCAAACUUACUUACAUCAUUAUGCAUUGUUUGUGUGGCUGUUUUUCUGUAAAAUACUUGGAAUCGAGGAUGUUCCUUUUUAUAAACUGAGUACCCAUUUACUGUGAACACUGUAGAUAGAAACAUUGAAGUUGAGUCUGUUGUUUCAUUGAAGACCGUCACAUUUUAUUUCAAUAAAAAUGAAAUACCUGGUUUUAUCUGACUUAAUUGUUGUAUCUCUGAUGUUGCAUUUUACUCAGUAACCUUGUACUGCCACCUAGUGGAGAUAUUAA
Anoplopoma fimbria (sablefish) is the source of this 2545-nucleotide messenger RNA. RefSeq names its product tuftelin 1b (gene tuft1b). The transcript has 12 exons. Gene Ontology annotation, cellular component: intracellular anatomical structure. The record is from RefSeq and is a predicted model, not a curated record. Gene Ontology annotation, biological process: intracellular signal transduction. NCBI's taxonomy places the organism in Eukaryota, Metazoa, Chordata, Actinopteri, Perciformes, Anoplopomatidae. The coding region runs from base 176 to 1327 and encodes 383 amino acids.